Molecule: messenger RNA, 1401 nt
Organism: Vitrella brassicaformis
Lineage: Eukaryota; Vitrellaceae
Source: the annotation of a GenBank genome assembly
CAUCGCUAUGAUUCGCACUGUGGGCUGAGACGCCCGCCGUCUCGAUCCGAUGACUUGAACGGUGGAUCAUGCAAAGGUGCUCCGGUAGAACUUCAGCUCUUCAAUGCUCUCGCGAAUGUCCUCCUGCACGCACAGCACAAAACAGCCACACAGACAGACAGACAGACGCGUAAAGAAAGGCCUGUGGCACAUCUGGUGGUGGGUGCGUAGCAUAUGUACCAGUGCUCUGUGUCGGCCUUUCUUCAGAGGUGGAGUCAGGGCUGCUUAUUGACGGACAAACCAGCGAGCGACACAGAGACCGGCCAUGGCAUGGCAGCGCAGCGCACACGAACAUCAAAGGCCUCUGUGUGUACCUGCCUGCCUGCCUACCUGGGUACCACCUCCUGCAGAGCUCCUUCACCGUGCUCACGUCGACAAUCCUGCAGCAAAGCAAGACGCAAACAAAUCAACAGACGAACCGAACGAGCCAUGACAUACCCCUGCCUUGCAAGGUAAGCAUCCGCCCGGCCGGCUCGCUUGGUGCAUCUGUCCGUCUGUCUGUCUGUCUGUCGGUUGGUAGGUCCCUCACCCCCCCAGGUGACCUGUAGUGUAGGUAUCGUUCCAGCUUGGGCAUGUCCUUCACCAGAAACCUCCUGUCCACAUGCACACUGUUGCCCGCCUGCACACACACCCACACACACACCAACAGCAGCAAGCCACAGAGAGACCAGGUAGACCAUUCAGCAGCCAGCCGCCGAUGCCCUCCCUCCCCGGCUGCCCACCGCACCAGCGGCGCCUCUCUCUCCUGGGCGUACUGUCGGAUGAAGGCAAGAAUCUGCUCCUCGGCGUCUGAAAGGCUCAUCGUCGACUUGCGCACUUUAUCAGUCAGACCUGCCAUGAGUGCCAUCCAUUCCAGCAACAGCAGCAGCAUGGUGGUUGGUGCACCACUCGUCCAUGGAGUCCAGGAGCGAGUCAGGGGCAUGAAUCACGAGAUCUGGACCCUGAAUGACAUCGAACGAACAAACAAACGAACACACACACAACAACGCACACAUUACAUAAGCCUCCUCCGGUCAGCCAUGCCAUCCAUGUACAGUGCGCACCUCGAUGACUCGUUCGAGCUGCCCAUCCGUCACCAAAACAGCCGCCUCAAUUACCAUGUCCUUCGCCGUAUCGAGGCCCGUCAUCUCCAGAUCUAUCCACACCAAGGGCGACUCCAGCCGCUCCGGAGAAGCCUGGCCCGUGUUCAUCUGCAGGCCUUGAGAGGGUAUCGCUGUGCUGCUACUGCUGCUGCUGCAGAGCAGCGUCCUGAGUUUGCUGAUCAGCUUGCCGGUGCGGCAGGCAACGGGAAUGAGUCGCGGGAAGGCCAGCACAACGGAGUGGCACAGGAUACAGAGGAAGACGCUCAGCACAUCUGUCGAC